Portunus trituberculatus (swimming crab) is the source of this 2306-nucleotide messenger RNA. RefSeq lists its product as uncharacterized. The transcript has 2 exons. The record is from RefSeq and is a predicted model, not a curated record. Bases 1188 to 1649 code for a protein of 153 amino acids. NCBI's taxonomy places the organism in Eukaryota, Metazoa, Arthropoda, Malacostraca, Decapoda, Portunidae.
GUAGUUAUCACAGCGGUAAACAGUGACAAGGGGAAUAUUUCUAUUGAGGUAUACAUUGAAAAUAAGAGUACAUUAGCUUUGAUGGACACGGUGGCAGGGGUAUCUCUCAUAUGGCGUGACGUAAACAAACUUAGAAAUAAACACGUUGCUCCAACAAAUAAAGCAAGGCUGACACUUGCACGAUUUUGAUGCACGCAUUGGCACGAACUCGGGUCGUGGCAAUGCGCAAACUAGUGGUAAACUCACGUGAAGUGUUCGGAAACUCGUCAUGACUGCGUGACACGUCGGGACGAAAGUUUUGAAAUGUUCAAAAUUUUGGCACGACAAAUUUUUUGUGACCAGUUCGUUAACUAUGCACAAACUGUUUGUGAACCUGUCGCGAACAGUGCGGGAUGAUGUGGAGAGAUGUGCACCAGUGCGUACCAGUGUGUGUCAUGCCACGACAUGCACAACCAGCCACGCAUUGUUCACGAAUUGUUCACGGCUAGUUUGCGACAUGUUCACGCAUUGGUGCGCCUCGCAGCAUGGUCGUGUGUUCCCCCUGACACGGUCACGUGUACUUCACGCCUUGAUGGCAUGAGCAGUUCACGACUAGUUCACGCACUUCAUGAACAGUUUGCGCAUAGCAUGAGCAGGUCACGACGUGUUCACAACAAGUUUGCGAGUAGUUCACAACUACUGCGCAAGUGUCGCUAGCGUCAGUGCGAGGGGUAUUGAUAGCCAUUCCACAACUUGCCAGUGAAGACAAAAUGUCGAAGAUGAAACAAAUACGUGGAAGAGCAAAGCAGAGAAUACCAUAAGUCGACAGGCCAGAAAAUAUUGGGGCAGAGCCAGAGCCAGAGACUGCUGAGAGAGAUGAAUCCCCCCAGUCAUCCAUAUCAAGUGUAGCUGUCAUCCCGGAGACACAGCAGGAUCCACUCGACACUCAGGGACAGCCAUCCAGUGAGAAAGAGGCUACGUGGCAGCAGAAGUGGGUCUGGGUAUCCAAGAAAGGAAUCCCUGAGUACCGCUGGACAAAUGAGGGGGAGAGGAGGUUGGCUGAUCUCAUCAAAGAAUACCCCUAGCUGUAUGACAAGAAGCUUAAGGAGUGGCUCAACGUGGCAGCCAAGAACAGCCUGUGGAACCGAGUAGGAGAGCAGUUGCAUCCCCCUGCCACUGGCCUCCAAUGCAAGAAGCACUACGAGAACAUGUGCACCAGGGUGGGGAAGAUCUUGAAGAGGGAGCAGAAGAGUGGGGCAGGCCAGCCCGAGAGGAGUGCCUGUGACAACGAGAUCAUGGAGGCCUGGAGUUUCUUGACACAGCACAUUGUCCAGGGAAAGACGGUCCCCAGUGAGCAGUUUGCCGUCCUGAAGUCAGCCACAGUGACAAGCAGUGACAAUGAGGAUGAUGAAGUCUGGUCUACAAGUUUCCAGGGCCAGGCAUCUACUACCACAGACAAGGGCAAGGGGAAGCGGUCCAAGCCCCCAACAACAGAGACAGCCACCACACCCGCCGUCACUACCACCACAUCGAGGGUCACUCACACUGACCUCAGUGAGGCUGUCAGGCAGAUCCUCUCUAAAGCAGACUCCCUGGGUGCCAGCCACUCUUACACCGGCCACCAAAAGAUCGUUCAUGAUUUCGCAUGCCUGCUGGAAGGGCACAUGUAGGGCAUCCUGGAAGAAUCCUGGCACGAGUUCCAGAUCGAUUGCCUCAACAUGGUCCACCGUUACAGGCAGCGGCACCCACUCUUCCAGCAGUCAAAGCAACAACCACACAUGAUCUGACAAGGCCCACAGCAGCAGCAGUUCUGGCAUCCCCCUCAACCCCCCACCUGGCAGGCACCGCCACAGCAGCAGCAACCUCCAGCAAGUCAGCCAGCACCUCAACCCUUGUUGCCGCCCCAGUUACCACAGGCCUCCCAGUCUUCAGACCGGUCGUCCUGGACACAGGCCACUGAGUGGGAACCACGGAUGCUACCUGCCCCGUCAGUGACUCCUGUCCAGGCGCCUUCACCAACCCCUUUAGUGUAGCUGUCAGCCAUCUUCAAGACACCUGUGACAUCACUCAGCUUCCCGGACCUGACUCCAAGGUCGGUAGACAGCAGCCUAGAGGGGGUUUCACCCUCAACCCUCUUCACCUCCAAGGACCUUCACACCCCAGAAGUCCACCGUGUAUCCCCAGGCAGCGGUCCCAGCAUCAGCAAGGACACUGAGUGAGACACUUUGAAAUUGUUGUUUGCUGUUUUCAUGUCAAUAAAUUUGACUUUAUUUCAAAACACUUGUUUUUCAUUUUCACAUUAAAAUUAAGUUAGUCACAAGUAAGAG